Messenger RNA from Candoia aspera, 2417 nucleotides. RefSeq names its product WD repeat domain 45B (gene WDR45B). Gene Ontology annotation, molecular function: protein binding; phosphatidylinositol-3-phosphate binding; phosphatidylinositol-3,5-bisphosphate binding. Gene Ontology annotation, biological process: autophagy of mitochondrion; protein lipidation; nucleophagy. The transcript has 10 exons. Lineage: Eukaryota; Metazoa; Chordata; Lepidosauria; Squamata; Candoiidae. The record is from RefSeq and is a predicted model, not a curated record. The coding region runs from base 116 to 1285 and encodes 389 amino acids. Gene Ontology annotation, cellular component: extrinsic component of membrane; cytosol; phagophore assembly site membrane.
GAUUGUAAAUUGGCCGGAGCCUACAGUACCGUAGUACAGUACAGUACAGAUCUGGGAGAAGCCGCCGCCGCUCGACAGCUAGGUGCUCCUCCAGCAGGCCAAGGAAAGCUGUUCGAUGCGCUCUGCGCUCUGCGCUCGGGCUGCCCCUGAUCUAGUCCGGAAGGAACCGUGGCGCCGCCGCCGCCAACCCUCGGCCGAUGGUGUGAGCGACCCCCUUCCCAGGCCGCGGCCUCUCCCAGCGUCCGGCGCCAUGAACCUGCUCCCCGUUAAUCCGCACGGGAAUGGGUUGCUCUUUGCCGGCUUCAACCAGGACCACGGAUGCUUUGCAUGUGGAAUGGAAAAUGGAUUUAGAGUGUUUAAUGCAGAUCCACUCAAAGAGAAGGAGAAACAAGAAUUUCUAGAAGGAGGUGUCGGCCAUGUUGAAAUGUUGUUUCGCUGCAAUUACUUAGCUUUGGUUGGUGGAGGGAAAAAGCCAAAGUAUCCACCUAAUAAAGUGAUGAUCUGGGAUGAUUUGAAAAAGAAGACAGUUAUUGAAAUAGAAUUUUCCACAGAAGUCAAAGCUGUUAAGCUGCGAAGAGACAGAAUUGUCGUAGUUUUGGACUCUAUGAUUAAAGUUUUCACAUUCACGCACAAUCCUCACCAGUUACACGUCUUUGAAACUUGCUACAACCCUAAAGGUCUUUGUGUCCUGUGUCCAAAUAGUAAUAAUUCCCUACUUGCGUUCCCUGGAACACAUACCGGACAUGUGCAAAUAGUAGACCUGGCAAAUACUGAAAAGCCUCCAGUAGAUAUACCUGCUCAUGAAGGAGUCUUGAGUUGUAUAGCCCUAAAUUUGCAGGGAACAAGAAUUGCCACAGCAUCAGAAAAAGGGACCCUUAUAAGAAUAUUUGAUACUUCAUCUGGGCAUUUAAUUCAAGAGCUGCGCAGAGGAUCUCAGGCUGCCAAUAUAUACUGUAUAAACUUCAACCAAGAUGCUUCUCUUAUCUGUGUAUCAAGCGACCAUGCCACAGUGCACAUUUUUGCUGCAGAGGAUCCCAAAAGGAAUAAACAGUCAAGCUUAGCAUCAGCCAGCUUCCUGCCCAAAUAUUUCAGUUCCAAAUGGAGUUUUUCCAAGUUUCAAGUUCCUUCGGGCUCUCCCUGCAUCUGUGCCUUUGGAACAGAGCCAAAUUCUGUCUUAGCGAUCUGUGCAGAUGGCAGCUACUACAAAUUUUUAUUCAAUCAAAAAGGGGAAUGCUCCAGGGAUGUCUACGCUCAGUUCCUAGAAAUGACCGAUGACAACCUUUGACUGGACUGAUGGGAGUAUGGUUUGGUGGGGGGAGGUUAUCAGAAUCCCCUUCCCAAUUCUUCUCCUGUUGAAGAGACAACCUCUAACUUACUAAGUUGAUGGCGCUGUUCAAGAUGGGAUUGAUCCGGUCAACAAUUGGAACAAGGCAAAGGACUAAUACGUUAGCUCUCCACAGUUGGUUUUAAGCAUUACUUUCGGCAGCUGCUGUUCUUUUCCUCAAGUUUCAAUAUGAGGGUUCUCCCUGUUAAGUAUCAUGAAACGUAAUACCUGCCAUGUCAUAAAAUUGGAAAGAAGAGUUACUAGAGUUUUCAUCAGUUGAAGACUCUUCAACAAGCAAGCUAAUAUAUAUUUUGGAGAGUUGGAAAUGGUGUACCAGUCAUUUAUAGCAGCAGCUUUUGCCUUUACAGAUAUUGUUUCCUCCUAAUUCCCAGAAAGAAACUGUAGAAAAGUUGCUCUGAGUUGCAAUUACUCAAAAAUAGAACAAUCAAGUCUGUUUCCAUAUUGCUGUGAAUAGGUAUUUAUUCAUGUCAUGUAUCAGAGGUGCCAAAUAUUCUAUAGCAACCAACAUCAAGUGCUGUUAACUCAGUGAUUCUAUCAGGUAAGAACUGAGUGACAACAGAGAGGGCUUAUAAGGCUGUUGUCUCUAUCUAGGAUGUAAUCAUUCCAUAUUAUUAAAAUCUAGUCCCUUGUGUUCUGAUACUUAAGUUGGGGAAGAAAAGGGUUAAUAACAGCUCUCUGUGAUAAACAGCAGUUGCUGGACUCUGCUUCUAUAGCCUCCAAGAUUUACUCUUCUGUAUUCAGAACACACUAAUUUGCUGCCUCUUAGGUGAUAAAGGGACAUACCUAAAUUUUCAAAACACUUGAAAUGCAGGUAUGUGGACACUUAAUUUUAAAUUGCCAUCACCUCCUUACAGCACAGUUUCAAUUAUUAAUGUCUUUCAUUUACACACAUGCUUCAAAAUUUAUUGAAGGCUUAGUGCAUUCAGUUGUAAAGUAUCCAAACUUUUCACUUAAUUAAAACCUAUACUCAAAUGUGGGUUUGCAUGUUGCUUUUAAAUGUGAACUUAAUCAUGAAAGUUAUUUUGCACAUCUUUUGUAAUAUUCUUUAAUUAAAAGUGACUAAUUUACUGUA